UCAUUGCAAGUGCAUCUUAAAAUUACUCAUAAGUUGUAAUUUUAUAAUGAAAUCUUAAAAACAUCAGUCGUGUCGAAAAGAUACCUGGCACUUUUAGGUUUUCAUUCCUUAGUGUUCGCUAUAGAGUUAAAUAAUUAUUUUUAGUGAAAAUGAUGCAAUUUAUGUUACUAUUUAGUCGUCAGGGUAAAUUGCGGUUACAAAAAUGGUAUGUAGCACAUCCAGAUAAACUCAAGAAAAAAAUAACACGGGAAUUAAUAACGACAAUACUUGCCCGAAAACCUAAAAUGUCUAGUUUUCUUGAAUGGAAGGAUGUUAAAGUUGUUUAUAAAAGAUAUGCAAGUUUGUAUUUCUGCUGUGCUAUUGAACAAAAUGACAAUGAACUAUUAACAUUAGAGAUUAUCCACAGAUACGUCGAAUUGUUGGAUAAAUAUUUUGGAAGUGUAUGUGAAUUGGAUAUUAUUUUCAAUUUCGAAAAAGCCUAUUUCAUUCUAGAUGAGCUGUUGGUCGGAGGUGAAAUACAGGAAACCAGUAAAAAAAAUGUAUUAAAGGCUAUAGCGGCACAGGAUUUACUGCAGGAGAGUUAAAAGAAUGAAGGAACGAGCACGUAGAAAAAACUAGUUAGUAUUUAUUUUGUUUGUGGAAGGAUGAAGCUGUCGAAGGAGCUCUACGGGAAAUAGGGCUUUUGUAAAAGCUCCGAUGUUGUGUGUUCCGAGUCAUCGAAAAGACCACCAAGAUCUCCAACUUCAGUCAAUCCUUCAUCUGCCUGACGAUGUCUUCGCCCAUCUCACCUCAUACACAAUUUAUUAUAAUAAUACAAACCACUAAUCAUAUUACAACUUGCCAUACUAUAUAU
Messenger RNA from Cotesia glomerata, 853 nucleotides. It is a transcript of the gene AP-1sigma, whose product is annotated as AP-1 complex subunit sigma-2. Gene Ontology annotation, biological process: vesicle-mediated transport; intracellular protein transport. Gene Ontology annotation, cellular component: intracellular membrane-bounded organelle; membrane coat; AP-1 adaptor complex. The record is from RefSeq and is a predicted model, not a curated record. Bases 150 to 584 code for a protein of 144 amino acids. Gene Ontology annotation, molecular function: clathrin-cargo adaptor activity. Lineage: Eukaryota; Metazoa; Arthropoda; Insecta; Hymenoptera; Braconidae. The transcript is spliced from 5 exons.